AUGGAUUUUGAUUUAGACAAUAAAGUAGAUUCUGCAACAUCAUCCAAAAGUGGUAGAGUCUCGAAUACAAUUCGACGUUCACUAUCAAAUUUAACUUCAUCAUCGAAAUCAACACUUAUAGAUAAUAAUUCAUCUAAACAAAAAUCUACUACAAAAAAAUUAAAAUCAAAUCAAAGACCCAAAUCUGCUCUUCCACUACCAAAAUCUUCUUCAAAUACUCCACGUGCUUCAUUAAUUCAUAGUACAGCUGGCGAUUUAAUACCUCGUUCGAAUUCAAUACCACGACCUCCUUCUACACCAACUCUACGUUCGUUAUCCUCUGAUGAUCCGCCACAAAUUCCACCAUUAUUACCAUCAAUUACCCUUUCCCAAGAUUAUGCAUCAGAAUCAUCUUCUGCUACCUCCUCUCCGUCAACUUCAAGCAUUAAUACAACAUCUGGCAUUCAAUCACCAUCAACAACUUCUUUAUCCUCUAAUGAGACUACAGAUGAUGAUAAUUCUUUGGAUAUUAAAGUUUUCUUAGCUGCGCCGCGUUUAACUCAGCGUGUUAGAUUAAAAAACGGAAGAGUUGUUAGUUUUUCUGAAGUGGGAGAUAGAAAUGGAUUUCCGGUUUUUGUUUUUUUAGGAAUGGGUUGUGUAAGGUAUUUUAUAGCUUUCUUUGAUGAUCUUGCCUCAAGUUAUGGGUUAAGAUUGAUAUGUCCUGAUCGACCAGGUGUUGGACUUUCAGAUGAUGUUAAGGUAGAGGAACAACAAGUAUUGAAAUGGCCAGAUGUGAUUAAAGAGCUUUGUGAAAUGCUUAAUAUAAACAAAUUUUUUAUCAUGGCACACAGUGCUGGUGCUCCAUAUGCACUUGCUUGUGCUAUGAAGAUACCUGAAAAAUUACAAGGAACUAUAUAUCUUGUAUGCCCAUGGGUGAGUACAACGGUUGCCAAUAAUUUUAAAUGGCUUCGUUUUGUUCCUACACCUGUUAUGAAGUUCACCAACACUGCAGGCAUCUCUUUACAACAAAUGAUUCAUGGAAGACAACCGUAUUCUACUAAGCCGCCACAUCAACGAAAUUCUGGGGCUUUAGCUUCUCCAAUGUCAAGCCUUGAGAAAAAACAACAAUUGGGGCUUGCAAUUCUUAAAGCAUCUUUUGCUGAAAAUCUAUCUGGUGCUAAUAAUGAUUUGCUUAUGUGUUUUGAGCGACGUCAUUCAUUUGGAUUUUCAUAUACUGAUAUUAAUCAUCCUGUGCAUGUCUUUCACGGCACAAAAGAUGAAAGAAUCCCAGUUUCUGCAGUAAAAUGGAUGGAAGAUAAUAUGCCUGAUUGUAAAUUAUCUUUGAUUGAAGGUGGCAAACAUUCCUUACUUUUACGUGCCGAGAUCGUAGAUACAAUAUUUAAAAGUAUCGCUGUUCAAUUACAUGUCAAAGAUGAAUGUCAAGUAUGUAAAAUUUCAUCCAAGUGCUGGUUAAUGGAAGAAGCAGAAAAUGCUAAAAAACUUAUAGAGGAAGAAGAGAGGAAAUUAAAGGAGGAAGAAGAGGAAAGAUUACGGAAAAUGCCCGUUGAAAAUAUAGCUUGUACAUGA
Molecule: messenger RNA, 1566 nt
Organism: Rhizophagus irregularis DAOM 181602=DAOM 197198
Lineage: Eukaryota; Fungi; Glomeromycota; Glomeromycetes; Glomerales; Glomeraceae
Source: RefSeq, a predicted model, not a curated record